AAACGCCUUGGUCGUGACGAUCAAUAUUACGCCAUGACGCAAAGUAUGAGGGAUUUAUUGGUGCACUACCCUCUCUGACCGAGUUCACUGACAAUUCCCGUGCAUGGUAGGGGUAGGUCAUGAGGACAUGAAGCAGACACCGACUUGAUGCGUCAUGAACAUAGCGGGGAUGGCGGACUUCGGAUCCCUGGAUCUGGCCUUGGAUGCCAUCACACAGUUGAUCCGGGUCACCGCCGGCAAGAAGGGGUUCCACGCCCUCAGACAUACUCUGUUGGGCAACAAACCUGACGACGAGUUACACGUGGUCAAGGAUGUGAUUUCCGAUGACGAAAAAAGUGAGCUCCAAUUGCGCUUGGAGGCCAUCAAGUCGCACAUUGCCAAGGCAUCGUCCCAAUUCCAGAUCUCCUACCAAGACAUCCUCAAGAAUGCCAUGGCCAGAAACAAGCUGGAGAUGCUCAAACGACAACGGUUGGAGCGCUCUCAAUCCACGACAUCCAACGAAUCGUCAUCCACGUACGAGCCGAAUUUGUCACCCAUGUUUCAGCCUCAGCCUCCCACUCCUCAGCUCUUGGACAUCUCCGGCUCGUCCAACGACCUGUCCAUGGUCUCGUUGCAACCGUUUGAGACGUCGGCGGGACACAUGGUGCUCUCAGAUUCCCCCGUUCUAGUACAAAGUGACUUUAGUCUUCCCAAUCCCGUCCAACUAGUCAAUAUCAAGCCUUCCGUACUCACUUCUAUCUCAUUGCCAUCGGAACCCAUCAGUAGUGCGGCCUUACCCAUUUCACUGAAUAGCAUCCCACCCACACCGCCACUCUCUACAUCCUCGUCAACCUCGUCACCGUCCACAUCCACCGGAUCUGUCUCCAUUGGGGAGCAGAGAAUGCUGCGGUAUGGGCGUGCCAUCCUCAAACUCAAACACUACAAGCGUGCCUUGAAGUAUGCGAUAUGGGACUUCCAAGAUGGCGUGACCGUUGAAGAUGCCGCCAAGAAACAGGGGAUCACAAAGGAGGCCAUCCAAUAUUCGAUCAAUCUGAUCGUUAGUAAAACUGGCGAGACGAUUGACGAAUUCAAAAACAAUCGCUCCUCCAAUUGCGAGGUGUAUCCAGGACAGAUCAGUGAGGCCUACAAAGGCCGAGUUAAGGAUGGAACACAGAGAGUGAAGCAGAAGAAGUGCCAAAAUUUGUUUGCUUGCGCGGUAGCCUGUGACAUUAGCUUGUUUGACCUCAUGGACAGCCUUAUCAAGGAGCUGGAAAUCGAAACCAAGAUCCUUAGCCUUCAACCGGUACCUGAACUGACCCCAACACCGACUGGCAACCAAGCAAUUGAUCCCCAACACGAUGACAUUCUGUCCGAUAUUGAUGAGGUGAUUCGCGAGGACUCCGUUGAAGCCCAAUGCAUCGCCAAUAAUGAAGUGGUUCAAUUACAAUUGACCAAUUGUGAUGUUUGUAAGAAAAUGUUCUUCGACUCGAAGUCAUUUCAAGAACAUGACGAUGCUGGAUGCAUCGAUUACUAGCUAACAUAAUCAACAUAUGUUAUAGCGACAUAUGUGUAGUUUGUAUUUGCUCAAAAACUAACAAUCCCAACCAAUCUGCUUUUGUAUUUUGUAUUACACAUUAACUUAUGCUACACUACUUCGACUGCCAUGAUGUGAUUCUUGAUUUCAAAUCAAAAUACUAUUUUUUUUCUUUUGUGCUUAACGCGCGUUUAGAUCGAUCCAUUCCGUCGUUUGUUUGGAACAAUAUAUUCUGGUUGAUUUGUUCAUCAUAAAUGAUAUUGUUUUUCAAUAAAUAUUGUUUGAAAACAGA
Tigriopus californicus is the source of this 1805-nucleotide messenger RNA. RefSeq lists its product as uncharacterized. The record is from RefSeq and is a predicted model, not a curated record. The transcript is spliced from 2 exons. Bases 155 to 1513 code for a protein of 452 amino acids. NCBI's taxonomy places the organism in Eukaryota, Metazoa, Arthropoda, Copepoda, Harpacticoida, Harpacticidae.